CUAUUGAAGCAUUCAAGCCUGAACUGAUCAGUGAGAAUGUCCUUCAUCGCCUCAUGGAGCAAGACAUAAUCUGUGACAUCCGACUUGAGCACAAAGAUGACAACAUUUACCUGUACACCAGAGGCAAACCUGCAGACUUCUUUGUGCUGAUUUUACAAGGAAAAGUUGAGGUGUCCAUUGGUAAAGAAAAUCUAAUCUUUGAACAGGGACCUUUCGCUUACUUUGGGCAUCUAGCACUUUGUCAGCCAGCUUCAAUGGUCACUACCACUACAAAAGGAAGCACGCAGAGCAUCGUGAGUACUACCAGUAAUGUCACUGUCCAUUACCUACCGGAUUUCUCGGUGCGAAUAGCUAGUGAUGUGCAGUUCCUGCGUGUCACAAGAGCCCAGUACCAAGCAGCACGUGCUGCAACAAAAAUGGAGCUGGACAAGAAAGAAGGAAGUGAAAAUGUUGCAGAUGAAAUCUUCAAAAAGGAAUGGAAGAAGGUAUCAGAAUGCGAGGUGUACAACAGUACCAACUCUUUAAAGACCCCAGAGUAUGAUCGGAAACAAAUUUGUGAUCCAAGUAGUAAGGAGAAUGUGGUGUAGACUGCACUUCUUUAAAAAUCACUGAGCAAUAGAACU
Molecule: messenger RNA, 623 nt
Organism: Anneissia japonica
Lineage: Eukaryota; Metazoa; Echinodermata; Crinoidea; Comatulida; Comatulidae
Product: metal transporter CNNM4-like
Source: RefSeq, a predicted model, not a curated record